This is a messenger RNA of Linum trigynum, 525 nucleotides long. The record is from the annotation of a GenBank genome assembly. NCBI's taxonomy places the organism in Eukaryota, Viridiplantae, Streptophyta, Magnoliopsida, Malpighiales, Linaceae.
AUGUUUACGAAUGACCGUAGGCAAGAGGAACGAACAGGAAAAAGUGGAACGCCGAGGCUGCAAUACCUUCAGGACUUGGUAGGCCAGUUCCAGAACGCAACUGAUGAAGAAACAAAAGAACGUCUGGUUGCUAACUUGGCAAACUUUGCUUAUGAUCCUUACAACUAUCCUUUCUUACGCCAGCUCAAUGUCUUGGAACUCUUCCUAGACUGCCUAACAGAACCAAAUGAAAAGCUUGUUGAGUUUGGGGUUGGAGGAAUCUGUAAUUCCUGUGUAGAUCCAUCAAAUGCUGCAGUUGUCACUCAGAAUGGUGGAGUACCUCUUGUUAUCCAGUGUUUAUCGAGCCCGGUCAAAAACACUGUCAAUUAUUCUAUUGCGGCCCUUUACUACCUAUGUGACUCAUCAGCCAAAGCCGAGAUCCUUAAGCCAGAAGUCGUUGAAGUUAUCAGGCGAUAUGCUGCUUCUGAUACUGUAAGCUUCAGCAAUUUGGCUAAAGCCUUUCUGGAUAAGCAUGGAUUAAUCUGA